Arachis stenosperma is the source of this 1745-nucleotide messenger RNA. RefSeq names its product basic leucine zipper 34-like. The transcript is spliced from 4 exons. The record is from RefSeq and is a predicted model, not a curated record. NCBI's taxonomy places the organism in Eukaryota, Viridiplantae, Streptophyta, Magnoliopsida, Fabales, Fabaceae. Gene Ontology annotation, biological process: positive regulation of DNA-templated transcription. Gene Ontology annotation, molecular function: DNA binding; DNA-binding transcription factor activity. Gene Ontology annotation, cellular component: nucleus. The coding region runs from base 195 to 1193 and encodes 332 amino acids.
UGACACAUUUAAAUGCAAAUGUUGUUAGGGAGACUGCAACGACGUCAACCACAUCAUCAACAAUAACAAUAAUAACAGCCACAACCAACCAACAACAAAAACAACUAUCUCCUCCUCUUCUUCUUUGAAAUAAUUCUUGGACUUUUAUAUAUUUUGAAAAUAUAUCUCGCACAUUCUUUCAUCCACACUCAUCAAUGGCGCAAUUGCCUCCCAAGAUUCCAAAUAUGUCGCCAACUUGGCCGGACUUCCCUUCCCCCCAGAAAAUGCCACCGCCGUCUCUCAAUGCAAGCCAAUAUCAGCUUCCUCAGAACCCGACCUGGGUGGACGAGUUCCUAGACUUCUCCUCUGCCAGACGCGGCGCGCAUCGCAGGUCGGUGAGCGACUCGAUCACCUUCCUGGAGGUGCCGUUGCUGGCAGGGGAGAAUUGUGGCGGGGACGGUGCCGUCCCCCCAAGGGAUAAUGAGGAGAGUGAAUUUGAAAAGUUCGACGAUGAACAAUUCAUGUCGAUGUUCACGGACGAGAUUGCUAAUGGUGGGGGUAUUCCGAUGCCGCCAACGAUGUCGUCUUCAAACACUACAAGCGACGAGAAAGAAACGAGUUACCAGAAUGAGGAGGUUAAUGUGAAGAAGAAUUCGAAGGAUGAGGAAGAACAGGAAAUGAAAUUGAAUUUGAAGAAUGAAGCGGAUGAGGUUGAAAGCCAAUGUAAAGUGGAAGAAGAAAGCAAUAAUGCGCUGCCUUCAAACAACACCAACAAUCUUGCUUCUUCCAAUGACCGAAUUACUGAUCCCAAGAGAGUCAAAAGAAUUUUGGCAAAUAGACAAUCUGCACAAAGAUCGAGAGUGAGAAAGUUGCAAUACAUAUCAGAAUUAGAGAGGAGUGUAACUUCAUUACAGGCGGAAGUUUCAGUGCUGUCACCACGGGUUGCAUUCUUAGAUCAUCAGCGUUUGCUUCUAAAUGUUGACAAUAGUGCUAUCAAGCAAAGAAUCGCCGCCCUUGCCCAAGACAAGAUUUUCAAAGAUGCUCAUCAAGAAGCACUGAAGAGGGAGAUAGAGAGACUGAGGCAAGUGUAUCACCAACAGAACCUUAAGAAGAUGGAAAACAAUAACAAUGCACCAUGCUCAUCACCGUUACGAGCGUCGCCGCCGUCGCCAUCGCCGUCACCAAGGCAGAAUGAACAGAUUCUCAAUGUUUGACAAGAAUUAAACGUUGUAACCCCAACAACAUCAACCAAAUUAUCUAUCUAUCUAGCUAGGAUUUAAGUACAUGAUGAUGAAGAUGAAGACAAAUUAAAGCUGUGAUUCUUUAUAUUUUUUUACAAAGAAGUUGCAGAAUAAUUUCGUUUUUGGAUGUAAAUGUAUAAAUAAUACUGUAUGAUGGGGUUGUGAGAUAUUUGGUGAGAAGUUUUAUUAGGAAAUUGAUGAUGAAAAAGGGGGAAACUUUUUCUGUUGACUGAGAAGAGUCACGUUCUGAGGCCACAUUUUGAUGGUUCUGAUCGAUGGUGGUGGAUGCCAUGAAACUGUUGCAACCACGUGAUGUGUUUUAACUUUAAUUUCAUUUCUCUUAAGGAAAGGGGACCACUUCUACUCUCUCUCAAAAAGCUCUGUUAAUUUCGAUUCAUGUUGGAAAUUAUUUGAUUUGUGGUUUGUACUAUUGUGUAACCAUUCUUAUUUGAUUAUCGAUUCAAAAAGGGUCCAAAUUGUAAAUAAACCAAGUUAUUAUUAUCUAUGAUUUCCAAGUUACUAUAA